AUGGAUCCGAAAUUCUGGACAGAGAAGAUCGCCCUGAUCACCGGCGCUAACUCCGGCAUAGGGAAGAGCUUGGUGGAAUGCUUGGUCGCCAGGGGCAUGAAGGUCGUCGGCAUUGCUCGGCGCAUCGACAAGAUCAAGGCUCUUGCUGAGGAGUUGAAGUCGCAGCCCGGCAAGCUGUUCCCUCUCCAAUGUGAUCUGUCCAACCAAAACGACAUCCUCCGUGUCUUGGAAUGGAUCGAGAAGAACUUGGGAGCCGUCGACAUCCUGAUCAACAACGCUGCGAUCAACAUCGAUCUCACUCUGCAGACCGGUGAACUGGAGGACUGGAAGAAGGUCUUCGACGUGAACUUCUUGGGACUGACAUGCAUGACCAAGGAGAUCUUGAAGCUGAUGAAGAAGAAGGGAAUCGACACUGGCAUGAUCGUGAACGUCAACGAUAUCUGCGGACUGAAGGUUCCGAUCUGCUGCGAUCGCCCAGUGUCAGCAGCCUACAUUGCCAGCAAGUUCGCUCUGACCGCUUUGACAGAGUGCCUUCGUUUGGAAUUGGCGCAGCUUGAGUCGAACACCAAAGUUAUCUCCAUUUCCCCUGGCUUGGUGGAGACCGAGAUGACCACCCAAUGGCUGAAGGAGAAUCCACGCCUGGCGUUGAAACCCAAAGAAGUCGCUGACUGCAUCUUGUUCGCCUUGCAGACCCCGGACACCGUGUUGAUCAGGGAGCUCGUGGUCACGCCGAUUCGCGAAACAAUGUAAAACAUGUGUGGAGUAACAGGUCAUUUCCGGUUCCUUUUUGUUGUCCGGUUACCACAAAACAUGUCGAUCAACGCAUUGUAAAUACAUAUAUAAAAUAAAAAGCUUUGCAAUAUGUACAGUUGAACAUUAUUUAAAGAGAUCAUCUAUGGAACUCCACGCGCAUUAAUUAAUAUCAUUACACAACUUAGGAUCUACUAGAAGACUGAAGCAUAAAUACAAAGAUGUGCAAACUGUUAGA
Dufourea novaeangliae is the source of this 988-nucleotide messenger RNA. RefSeq names its product dehydrogenase/reductase SDR family member 11-like. The record is from RefSeq and is a predicted model, not a curated record. The transcript is spliced from 4 exons. Bases 1 to 750 code for a protein of 249 amino acids. NCBI's taxonomy places the organism in Eukaryota, Metazoa, Arthropoda, Insecta, Hymenoptera, Halictidae.